Mobula hypostoma (lesser devil ray) is the source of this 1635-nucleotide messenger RNA. RefSeq names its product inositol-tetrakisphosphate 1-kinase-like. The transcript has 10 exons. The record is from RefSeq and is a predicted model, not a curated record. NCBI's taxonomy places the organism in Eukaryota, Metazoa, Chordata, Chondrichthyes, Myliobatiformes, Myliobatidae. Gene Ontology annotation, molecular function: inositol-1,3,4-trisphosphate 5-kinase activity; magnesium ion binding; inositol-1,3,4-trisphosphate 6-kinase activity. Gene Ontology annotation, cellular component: cytoplasm. Gene Ontology annotation, biological process: inositol trisphosphate metabolic process. Bases 136 to 1317 code for a protein of 393 amino acids.
GGAGUGGGAGCGUUGAAAGCGAUUAGCUAUUAACAUGGGCUGGGAUGACUGAGUUUCUUUAUCAUUCGUCUCGGAGCCUCCUUCCCUUUUAGACAUUAGGUAAGACCGUCAGUAGCUUUUCCGAGCUGGUCAGUCAUGCUGCGGCGCCCAGGGAAACGGUUAGGAGUGUGCUUAAACGGCAAGAAAAGGAAGAAGUUAAACUUUGUGGUCUUCGCAGAACUCUGCAGGAAGAGAGGAAUUGAAGUCAUCCAGAUCGACUUGACCAGGUCCAUCGAGGACCAGGGCCCCUUUGAUGUGAUCAUCCACAAACUCUCUGAGCUGAUAGUGGAAGCAGAACAGGCAGAUUCACAGUCUCAGCAGCUCCUACGAAAGUUUCAGGAUUAUGUUGACUCCCAUCCGCGUACCAUCCUUCUGGAUCCUUUGCCAGCCAUGCAGAGACUCGCAGACCGUUUCCAGUCCUACAAGCUGAUUCAGGAGCUGCAGAGCAUGGACCAAGGUAACCAUUUCUGUAAUCCUCCUUAUCUGGAGCUGGAAACAGAAAACCAGAGUGAGAUCCUGCGACAGAUUAAAGAACAGAAUUUGUCUUUUCCAUUCAUUUGCAAGACCAGGGUUGCACAGGGAUCGAGUUCCCACAAUAUGGCUCUCAUCUUCAGUGAAGACGGUCUACAGGACAUCAGUCUGCCCUGCGUGCUACAGAGUUUCAUCAAUCAUAACGCUGUCCUCUAUAAAAUCUUUGUGGUUGGUCAGUCGCAUUUUGUUGUGAAAAGACCAUCCCUGAAGAAUUUUGCCCUUGGUAAAUCAGAUAGGAAAACGAUAUUCUUUAAUAGUCACGAAGUUUCGAAACCGGAAUCUCGCUCUCACCUAACACAGAGGGACGAACAGGAGAACCACCCAAGUGGACCAUCGGAUGGGAUUAUUCAAUCCAUCAGCCGAUGCCUGCAGAUGUCCCUGGGAUUGUCACUGUUUGGGGUGGAUGUCAUUGUCGACAGCAGAUCUGGCAAGCUGGCAGUGAUCGAUAUCAAUGCAUUUCCAGGGUACGAAGGUGUUCCUGAAUUCUUCAACGCCCUGUUGGACCACGUUGAAACACUGCUACGUGAACAGGAAAGGAAUCUCGAUGGAGCCAUCGCCGACAUCAGUCAACCAGUCCUUCCCAACUGGUUGCAAAGCCCCCAGGAGAAGGACUCAGCCCCCAGUAACCUCAGGAAAGAGCCGUGGAUGGCAGAGGAAGCUCUUGUAGGGAAGUGGCCCAUGGACUCUGCCUGUUUCCAGGAAUUGGUCACUCAGUCACCCAUCCAUUGCCAGUCCAGCUGUGAGUAGUUCAACCCUCCCAAAGGGUCCGUCAUGGAACUGAUUGAGAACUUGAGAUAUUAUUAGAAGUUUUAUUAUAUUUGCCUUGAGAUUAAUGUUAUGGAGAGUUUAAUUGCUUUGUAUGUUCAACAUAUUAUUGUAGAUUAACUUCUUAUUAAUAAAAUAUAUUUCAGAUAUCUCUUGAGUUGUGAUAUUAAACAUAGAAUAAUCUGUCAAUUUAUUCUGUUUGUUCAGAAUCACCUGUAUUAUCACUGAAAUAUGUUGUGAAAUUUGUUUUGGGGCAGCAGUACAGUGCAACUCAUUAAAAAUGCCACAAGUUACAAUAAA